GAGAAAGAACCAAACAGUGGAUUUGAAAGAGUGUAUGAGAUUGGGUAGAAUAUUUAGAAAUGAAGGCAUUUCAACCUGGCAUAAUCUUUUGGAGGUUUUUGAUUGCGUGCAGGAUUGAGGGUUUUGUCGUUGAUUUUUUUUAUUUUCAUUGUUUUUGGUUAGGAGCAUAUGCAUUUACUCAAGGAGUUGAGUUUUGUGGGGAUUUUAGAGACUUGUAUGCUAAGUUUUGCAUUUCAGACUGAUGAUCAGACUGUUGUCUUUCUCAUUACUCCUUUUUUUUUUUGGGAGGGGGUGAGGGUGGUGGAUUUUUGUGGCUUGUGAUGGGGAGUUCUGUUGAACCAAAGAGUAAGGGCGUUGAUGCGUCUGUCGGUGGGUUGGUUUAUGUCUGCCGCUUUCAUGGUGGCUGGGUCGGAUUGUGGCCUUGAUGAGCUCUCCGAGGGUUGCUUAGUUUCUCUGAGAUCCGGUGUUUCCGUUAAGCUUCUAGGCUGCGAGGAUGCAAGCAUGGAAGAUGUGAUUCUUCAUGCUUUUGCGAUUGCGAGUGCAUGGCUAGGGAAGGAUCAUCCAGAUUAUUUCUCUAAAAGAGACACUUUGAGUGAGGAUGAUGGAACUGGAGGAACCAAGCGAAUGAGGACUCGAGGACCUGGGCAUGGGUGUGAUGUCAAAAACAAAGGUGGUGGCAAAGCAUCUCAUCCUCAUGUUAAUAACAAAACCAAGGACAAUGAGAUUUCCAGAUCCUGUGGAUAGCUGAAAACAUUUCAUCUGACAGGUUACUUGAUGUGUCGUUUGUUGGGGAAGAAAAAGCCUUUGCAGGUCUUCUUGAUUGAACGUCUCUUUCUUAUCAUCUAUAUCUUUUAUGUGCAUAACUUAAUGUACUGCAUCUAUAAUUUUUUUUGAAAUCUCUUGUUUCUCAUUAAUUUAUUGGGUUAUACUUUUCAACUUGGCUCAUAAUUUUAUACUGCAUGAAAGUCUGCACUUUUGCUCUAUGCUGUUUCAUCAUGUUGUCUUUGGCCCUUUAGGUGAAAUAUCAAGUGAACUGAGCUGGCUGUUCAAUAAUGAUGUGCUACAUUUUGCAGCUUCAUUACCUACGUUGGAGAUAAAUUUCUCUUUUAUUUUGAACAUUCUUUGAUUGUUAAUUCAGACUUCUUUGGUAUUUACGAUCUCUAUGCUAAUGAAUGCAUCUCUCACAUUCUUUACUGGGAAUGGAAAUAAUACAUGGUUUUGAACGUGUUCUUUAGCAUGUUGAACUUGCACAACUUGAAUUUAUUAUGUGAUCAUGAUUUUCAGUUUCUUUGAUUGUUUGCUGAAUGAAAAUAAAUUAAUAAACUUUAA
Molecule: messenger RNA, 1329 nt
Organism: Rubroshorea leprosula
Lineage: Eukaryota; Viridiplantae; Streptophyta; Magnoliopsida; Malvales; Dipterocarpaceae
Source: the annotation of a GenBank genome assembly